UUAAAAGAUAUCAAAGCCCAUCUGCCUGCUGCCUGCCUGCCUCUCAUUUAUUCUCUUCUUUUCCUUUGUUUUUUUUUUUUGGCUUCUCAAGAUAAUUUUGCUUUUGGGUUUAGAGAAAGAAAAAGUUUUGAAUUACAAUACAAUCUAUUUGGCUUUUUCCAUUUAUCAUUGGCUGUUGUGUUUGUUUCUGUUUGCUUUUCUUUUCCAUGCCACACUAACCUCUAUCUAUCAAAUGGGUUUGGUUUGGUUUUGUUUUCUCUGUUUUAUUUGCUGUUCCUUUUCCUUUCUCUUUCUCUAAUAACAAGCAAGAAAGAAGAUCCUCGAGAUUGGCGUCUGAGAUAAAGACCACAGGACCCUAUAUUCAAGUUCAUUUUAAAGUAUGGUUUUUUCAGAUAAACAGUGAAGAGUGAGCGUGAGAUACAGAGAGAAAACAAACCGCCACUAUCAUUCUGAUGAAGGAGAGAGGAGGCUCUCUUGGAGGAGAGAGCCUACCUGAUACCACCACCAUCAACAGUAAAGAAGAAGAUAAUCAAGAACCAAGCUCAACACAAUCACCUGUCCAGGAGAACUGAGCUCAUUUCUUACUGCCUUAAAACCCAAAAACGUCACCUUGGUUUCUUGUUUUCUUUUGGAUAUUUUUUUUUUCCUUUUGGUUGUUGAUAAGACUAAGCACCCAAAAACACUUUCUGGGUCUGUGCCUUUUUUGGCGUUUUCGAUCUUUUAGGUGUUCCUUUUAUUUUUGGGCUGUUGGUGGGUGUAUAUAUGGCACUUUCUAUGCACAAUAAGGAAGGAAGUAAUAAGCAGAUGGACACAAGCAAGUAUGUGAGAUAUACACCUGAGCAAGUGGAGGCAUUGGAGAGGGUCUACACAGAAUGCCCAAAGCCCAGUUCUUUGAGAAGGCAGCAGCUCAUCAGAGAGUGUCCUAUCCUCUCUAACAUUGAGCCCAAACAGAUCAAAGUCUGGUUUCAAAACCGCAGGUGCCGCGAAAAGCAGAGGAAGGAAGCAUCCCGUCUCCAGACGGUGAAUAGGAAGCUGACUGCCAUGAACAAGCUGUUGAUGGAAGAGAAUGACCGGUUACAGAAACAGGUCACGCAGUUGGUUUAUGAGAAUGGAUACAUGCGCCAACAACUGCAGAAUGCUUCAGCAACGACCACAGACAAUAGCUGUGAGUCUGUGGUCGUUAGUGGUCAGCAACAACAACAGCAGCAAAACCCAACACCUCAGCGUCCCCAGAGGGAUGCUAACAACCCAGCUGGUCUUCUCGCAAUAGCUGAGGAGACCCUGGCAGAGUUCCUUUCUAAGGCUACUGGAACUGCUGUCGACUGGGUCCAGAUGAUUGGGAUGAAGCCUGGUCCGGAUUCUAUUGGCAUCGUUGCUGUUUCCCGCAAUUGUAGUGGGGUUGCAGCGCGAGCCUGUGGCCUCGUGAGUCUAGAGCCCAUGAAGGUUGCAGAAAUCCUCAAAGAUCGUCCAUCUUGGUUUCGUGACUGUCGAUGCCUUGAUGUGUUGAGUGUAAUUCCUACAGGAAAUGGGGGCACAAUUGAGCUCAUAUACAUGCAGACUUAUGCACCAACAACCUUGGCCGCAGCACGUGACUAUUGGACACUGAGAUACACAACAACUUUGGAAGAUGGCAGUCUUGUGAUAUGUGAGAGGUCAUUAACUACUGCUACUGGUGGCCCAACUGGACCACCUGCUUCAAGCUUUGUAAGAGCUGAAAUGCUUCCUAGUGGCUAUCUAAUUCGACCUUGUGAGGGUGGUGGCUCCAUCAUUCACAUUGUUGAUCAUGUUGAUUUAGAUGCUUGGAGCGUGCCUGAAGUUCUGAGGCCCCUGUAUGAAUCAUCCAAAAUUCUUGCCCAGAAAAUGACCAUGGCUGCCUUGCGCCACAUUCGACAAAUUGCACAAGAGUCUAGUGGAGAAAUUCAAUAUGGUGGUGGUCGGCAGCCUGCUGUGUUAAGAACAUUUAGUCAGAGGCUCUGUAGGGGUUUCAAUGAUGCUGUCAAUGGAUUUGCAGAUGAUGGUUGGUCGCUUCUUGGUGGAGAUGGUGUGGAGGAUGUGACCAUUGCCAUAAAUUCAUCUCCAAAUAAAUUUCUGGGGUCUCAAUAUAAUGCUUCAAUGUUCCCAACUUUCGGUGGGGGUGUGCUGUGUGCAAAGGCAUCAAUGUUGCUGCAGAAUGUUCCCCCUGCUUUGCUUGUUCGUUUUCUGAGGGAACAUCGAUCAGAGUGGGCAGACUAUGGGGUUGAUACCUAUUCUGCUGCAUGUCUCAAAGCUAGUCCUUAUGCAGUUCCCUGUGCAAGACCUGGCGGUUUCCCGAGUAGCCAAGUCAUUUUACCUCUCGCCCAUACCGUGGAGCACGAGGAGUUCUUGGAGGUGGUUCGUCUAGAGGGCCAUGCAUUCUCCCCUGAAGAUGUAGCUUUGGCACGGGACAUGUACCUGUUGCAGCUUUGCAGUGGAGUUGAUGAAAAUGCUAUUGGUGCCUGUGCCCAGCUUGUUUUUGCACCUAUUGAUGAAUCCUUCGCUGAUGAUGCUCCUCUGUUACCAUCUGGUUUCCGUGUGAUACCACUAGAUGUGAAAACAGAUGGGCCAGCUGCGACUCGAACAUUAGAUUUGGCCUCCACGCUUGAAGUAGGUGGCGGUGGUGCACGUCCAUCUAGUGAAGUGGACACCAACAAUUGUAACCUUAGGUCAGUCCUGACAAUUGCAUUCCAAUUUACUUUUGAGAACCACUUGCGAGACAAUGUGGCUGCUAUGGCUCGCCAGUAUGUGCGUAGUGUUGUGGGUUCUGUUCAAAGGGUUGCAAUGGCUAUUUCCCCUUCAUGGGUUGGCUCCCAUGUGGGGCCAAAGUCCCUUCCUGGCUCCCCUGAGGCUCUUACUUUGGCACGAUGGAUUUGCCGAAGCUACAGGAUCCACACUGGGGGUGAUCUCUUUCAGGUUGAUUCCCAAGCUGGUGAUUCUUUGUUGAAGCAACUCUGGCACCAUUCAGAUGCAAUUAUGUGUUGUUCCUUGAAAACCAAUGCAUCUCCAGUAUUCACAUUUGCAAACCAGGCUGGACUCGACUUGCUCGAAACAACUCUUGUUGCACUUCAAGAUAUUAUGCUCGACAAGAUUCUCGAUGAAGCAGGCCGAAAGACUCUCUGCUCCGAGUUCUCCAAGAUCAUGCAACAGGGAUUUGCAUAUCUGCCAUCGGGAAUAUGCGUAUCGAGCAUGGGGAGGCCAGUCUCCUAUGAGCAAGCCAUUGCAUGGAAAGUCCUGAAUGAUGAUGAUUCCAACCACUGCCUGGCCUUCAUGUUCAUGAACUGGUCUUUUGUGUGAUGAUUAAGUAAAAUACUUACCUAUCUAUUAAGUUAUACAAUAUCCUUCUACUUAGUACCUAAUAAACUAUGACAUUUGAAUUUUAGUAUAUGAUGAAUGAGUUUGUCUUAAUGUGCAUGGUGAUGUAUUUUGGUUGAUGGGUGUGGUUCCACUGUCUACCUCUACCCAUCAAAGUGUUUUUCUGAAAGUUUUCAAUCAAAAUGGAAGAGGACCCACCUUUUGUUA
Messenger RNA from Manihot esculenta (cassava), 3534 nucleotides. Its product is annotated as homeobox-leucine zipper protein ATHB-14. NCBI's taxonomy places the organism in Eukaryota, Viridiplantae, Streptophyta, Magnoliopsida, Malpighiales, Euphorbiaceae. Gene Ontology annotation, molecular function: DNA binding; lipid binding; DNA-binding transcription factor activity. The record is from RefSeq and is a predicted model, not a curated record. The transcript has 18 exons. Bases 763 to 3309 code for a protein of 848 amino acids.